AUGUUGGCAAGAACAAGACUGGCUCCAAUAAAGACAACCACCAUCCCCAGACUGGAGUUGUCAGCAGAAUUGCGGAAGGAGCUCUCUUUACCUAUUGAUGACUCCGUGUUCUGGACUGAUAGUACUAUUGUUCUGCAGUACAUCAAAAACACCUCCCGUCGAUUCCACACAUUCGUUGCGAAUCGAGUGGGGAUUAUACACAAAAAUUCAUCUCCCCAACAGUGGAGACAUGUAAGAUCAGAGCUCAACACAGCUGAUUCUACUUCCAGAGGUCUAUCAGCUAUAGAGUUAAUGCAAAGAAAGGAUUGGAAGGAAGGGGCAGAAUUUCUCCUCUUACCUGAAACCUCCUGGCCUCUUCCACCAGAACUUCCUGGGAUUUCAAAUGAUGAUCCUGAAGUUAAAAAUAUGACAAUAUCAUUUGCAGCUGGCGCAAUUAAAGUCGCACCUGUGGACCCACUGUUUGAGCGAUAUUCCUCGUGGUAUAAGCUGCAGCGAAUUGUAGCAUGGCUACGUAGAUUCUGUUCAGCAUGCAGAAAAAAGUGUUCACACCAGGACUCUAACCUCAACGUUAUGGAGAUCCAAGCGGCAAGGAUGGUUAUCAUCAGACAAGUGCAAAUGACCUGCUUUGCUGAAGAGUUGGACAUAUUGAAGAGAAGAAAAAAUUUGAAGGCAAGCCGCCUUUAUCGUUUGGAACCCCACUUGGAUGACCAGCGCAUGUUACGUGUAAGUGGACGGAGAGUCGAUGAAUAUAUCGACCAGAAUUCUAAAAGGCCACUGAUCUUACCGAAAGAUCAUCCUGUAACCGCCUUAAUAGUUCAAGACAUUCAUGUGUUCCAUGCGAGGCACUCUGGCAGAGAACACACCUUAGCAGAAUUACGGAGGAAAUAUUGGAUAGUGGCGGGUAGGCCUUUAGUCGACCGAAUACUACGUAACUGUUUCACCUGCCGGAGAGUAAAUAGCAAACCCCUGACUCAGAGGCAAGGAGAUUUACCUGUUGAGCGAGUUACACCGUGGCACCCCCCUUUCUACCACACUGGAGUGGAUUGUUUUGGCCCAUUUCAUGUAGUAUGUAAAAGACACACAGAGAAGCGAUAUGGUUGUGUCUUUACAUGCUUCAGCACCAGGGCUGUCCAUAUUGAACCCUUGAAGUCUCUAGAUGCUAGCACCUUUCUCAACGCACUUAUGUGCUUUAUAGCUCGUAGAGGAACCCCUAUGAAGAUCUACUCUGAUAGAGGAACAAACUUCUUGAGGGCUGAAAAGGAGCUCCGAGCAACAGUUCAUGCCUGGUCUAAGAACAAAUCCAUUGAUGACACAUGUAAACAGAGGGGCAUUGAGUAG
Penaeus monodon (black tiger shrimp) is the source of this 1338-nucleotide messenger RNA. RefSeq lists its product as uncharacterized. Gene Ontology annotation, biological process: DNA integration. The record is from RefSeq and is a predicted model, not a curated record. Gene Ontology annotation, molecular function: nucleic acid binding. The transcript has a single exon. NCBI's taxonomy places the organism in Eukaryota, Metazoa, Arthropoda, Malacostraca, Decapoda, Penaeidae. The coding region runs from base 1 to 1338 and encodes 445 amino acids.